AUGACGCUGGAAUCCAUCCAGUUGUUCUUGAAUGACGUCUAUGCCUAUGCCCAGUUGUUGACAGCUAUCAUUGGUCUACUGGCGAUCCUUAUUCCCAUUCUCAAGUCUUACUCUUUCUAUUACGACCUGAUCGACCUAUUAUGUGGGCUGCUUGAUGCUACAUUCGACCGCCUUUUACGCUUCGAUUUGCUUCCUUUUUUCUUGAGUGGCACGAUUACGACUUCGUAUGAUUCACAAGAGGGCGUUGUGUGUGUCGAAGGCUUGAAUAAGGAGGAGGAUGGUGCCAUAACAGCAGGCUUGGUGAACACCGGCAACUCAUGCUUCUUGAAUUCGGUAUUACAGGCUUUGUCCUCAUUACCACGACUUCAUGCAUACUUGAAUGAUCCACAGCGACAAACACAGCCUGUAUCACAAUCGUUAUUGAAAACAAUCCGACUCUUGUCAAGGCCACUUGAUCGACGCACAGCAUUUCGGCCGGUGGAUAUCGUUACUGCUCUCACCACUCAUCACAAUGUCAUCAUCAACCGUGAUCAGCAAGAUGCUCAAGAAUUCUUUCAAUUACUUUCUGGUGCUAUUGAUACAGAAUGCCAUCGUUUAUUUACAUCCAAAAGCGGCAUGGAGAGCUUGUUAUCAACAAAGAAAUCUUCAUCAGGAGUACCUUCAUCCCCAUUCACUGGCUUGCUGGCGAGUCGAUUAUCUUGUAUGCAAUGUGGAUAUACGGAGGCUAUACGGCAUUUUUCUUUCAACAACAUUCAGCUCAUGUUACCGCAUGCAUAUACCACCACGCUAGACGAAUGUCUAAGCCAAUUUACAUCCAUCGAAUAUUUACAAGACGCAACAUGUCGCCGAUGUUCAUUGAUAUCGACGCAUCGACAUUUAUCAGCCGAGAUCUCCAAAAUGAAAGCUGCUGAUAUACACAAGAAGAGGAAAAGGAAACGACGAUUACAGACUCUUGAAGAACGAUGCCGGAUCAUCGAACGACAUUUGCGAUCACGACGUAUCGAGAAUAAGUUGGAUGAAGAAGAGGAUGGGCAAGGAGAACAAUGGGUUCGAAAAACAGUGAGCAGGCUCACCAGCAAGCAAGUCAUGUUUGCCAAACCACCCAAGAUCCUAUGCUUGCAUUUAUCACGAUCAGCAUUUCAUUCAUCAGGUGCCGUCUACAAGAAUGGAUGCCGCAUUCUAUUUCCAGAAUACCUCGACUUGUCAGCAUAUACAACAAAUGGCACAUUAAGCACACAACCCAAUAUGCCUAUCUCAUCAUCAGCAUCUUUGGACACCAAGAAUGAUACCGAUACCAGCAUUAAGAAUGCUGCACAAUAUCGAUUGAUGAGCACGAUCGUUCAUUUUGGUAGUCACAGCUAUGGUCAUUAUGUGGCGUUCAAGCGGCGGAUCACUGUCGAUCAAUGUGUCUGUGCACACUGCAGCAGUAGCACCAGCAGCAAUGAGGAGAAACAGGAAUGUUGGCAUGGCAACAAUGACACGUGGUAUCGCAUAUCAGACACAAAGGUGGAUACUUGUUCUUUUGAUUACGUACAGCAAUCGAAUCCCUACAUGCUAUUAUAUGAAUUGAUGGAUGAAAAGGAUCCUGUGGUCAACGAGCUGAAUGUGGUUGGUGAUGAUGAGGAUGAACAACAAGAGGAGCCUAUUCCUAUCACUAAUCAUGUUGAGGAUGAUGAUGAUGAUGAUGAAGAGGAAGACGAAGCAAUCAAGAUUGCCAAUGCAUUAUUGAUGGAGGAUAAAGCGUUAUUACGACAACAGCAUGAAGCGGAAUAUGCGGCUGCCACCGCUGCUGCUGCUGCCACUGCUACAACGACCACUGCUGGGCGAAGAGGAUGGGCUACUGAAGAACAAAAGCAGCAGCAACCACCAACGUUGAUGGGCUUUUAG
Messenger RNA from Lichtheimia ornata, 1887 nucleotides. RefSeq lists its product as uncharacterized. Gene Ontology annotation, biological process: protein deubiquitination. The record is from RefSeq and is a predicted model, not a curated record. The transcript has 4 exons. Bases 1 to 1887 code for a protein of 628 amino acids. Gene Ontology annotation, molecular function: cysteine-type deubiquitinase activity; cysteine-type endopeptidase activity. Lineage: Eukaryota; Fungi; Mucoromycota; Mucoromycetes; Mucorales; Lichtheimiaceae. Gene Ontology annotation, cellular component: cytosol; nucleus.